AUGCCUUCAAAGAUUGACGAAUCAUAUGCAGAAAUUGACAACCCCAAUUCCUGGUUCACAGAUAUCAGUGCCAUUGCACCAGGAGUCAAGCACCUAACAGAAUCCUUCUUCACCAAGCAAAAGACACACGAUGUUCAGUUUAGAUUAAACCAAUUGAGAAACUUGUACUUUGCCGUAUCAGACAAUGUCGAUGCCAUUUGUGAGGCAUUGUACAAGGACUUUGAUAGAAUCCCUUCCGAAACUCAAAACUUGGAAAUUGCCGUUGGCUUAAACGAAUUGGUACAUACAAUGGCAAGCUUACACGAAUGGGUCAAACCAGAAAAGGUUACCGACUUGCCAUUGGCAUUGAAGAGCAACCCUAUAUACAUUGAGAGAAUCCCUUUGGGUGUGGUAUUGAUUAUCUCUCCAUUCAACUACCCAUUCUUGUUGUCUUUCUCGGCCUUGGUUGGUGCACUUGCUGGCGGUAAUGCCGUUGUUUUAAAACAAUCGGAGUUGACCCCCAAUUUCUCAAAAUUAUUCACUGAGAUUUUGACCAAGGCAUUGGAUAAGGAUAUCUUUUUCGCAGUUAAUGGUGCUAUUCCCGAAACAACUGCAGUGUUGGAACAAAAGUUUGACAAGAUUAUGUACACUGGUAAUGGCACCGUUGGUAGAAUUGUUGCCAAAAAGGCUGCUGAGACAUUGACGCCUGUCAUUUUGGAAUUGGGAGGAAAAUCACCAGCAUUCAUCUUGGACGAUGUACAGGACAAGGACAUUGAGGUUGUUGCAAGAAGAAUCGCAUGGGGUAGGUUCACUAAUGCUGGUCAAACGUGUGUGGCUGUUGACUAUGUCUUGGUGCCAGCCAAAUUGCACAAGAAAUUUACAACAGCUUUAAAGAAAAUCUUGAAUGAGGAGUUUUACCCCGGCUUGAGCAAAGAAGAUCCAAAUUUCACCCACAUUAUUCAUGAUCGUGCAUUCACCAAUUUGUCAAAGAUUAUCGAAACAAGUCAAGGAGACAUUAUUAUUGGCGGCAAAUCCGAUGCCGAGUCGAGAUUUAUUCCACCCACUGUGAUUGACAAUGUCAAAUGGUCUGACUCUACAAUGCAACAAGAGAUUUUUGGCCCAGUCUUGCCCAUUAUCGAAUACGAGUCUUUGAGCACUGCCAUCACCGAAGUUGUUAGACAACACGACACCCCCUUGGCACAAUACAUCUUUACCGGAGGCUCCUCUUCACAAAAGUACAACAAGCAAUUGAAACAGAUUGUACAAAGCUUGAGAUCGGGUGGUAUUAUUAUCAAUGAUGUUUUGAUGCAUGUGGCAUUGGUAAAUGCGCCAUUUGGUGGUAUCGGUGAGUCCGGUUACGGUGCGUACCAUGGCAAGUUUUCGUUUAGACAUUUUACACACGAGAGAACAACAAUGGAGCAGAAAUUGUGGAAUGACUUUAUGGUCAAUGCCAGGUACCCACCACACUCGAAUGCCAAGGACAAGUUGAUCAAAACAUCGCAGGAGGGAUACAAUGGCAAGGUUUGGUUUGGACGUACUGGGAACGUAGCUGUAUCUGGACCAAGUGCUUUGUUUAGCGCCUGGAACGGUGCUGCAGGUGUUUUUAGUUUGAUUUAUGAGUUUGCAACCAAGAGCUUUUAA
Lodderomyces elongisporus is the source of this 1620-nucleotide messenger RNA. Its product is annotated as hexadecenal dehydrogenase. The transcript has a single exon. Lineage: Eukaryota; Fungi; Ascomycota; Pichiomycetes; Serinales; Debaryomycetaceae. Gene Ontology annotation, molecular function: aldehyde dehydrogenase (NAD+) activity. Gene Ontology annotation, cellular component: cytoplasm. The coding region runs from base 1 to 1620 and encodes 539 amino acids. Gene Ontology annotation, biological process: aldehyde metabolic process. The record is from RefSeq and is a predicted model, not a curated record.